Messenger RNA from Apiotrichum porosum, 1629 nucleotides. RefSeq lists its product as uncharacterized. The record is from RefSeq and is a predicted model, not a curated record. The coding region runs from base 1 to 1629 and encodes 542 amino acids. The transcript has 3 exons. NCBI's taxonomy places the organism in Eukaryota, Fungi, Basidiomycota, Tremellomycetes, Trichosporonales, Trichosporonaceae.
AUGGACGAUCAAUCCUCCACAUCAAUCCCCAUGAACGUCGUAUCGGUACCCAACGUACCCAUAUACCUCGCCUUUGCCGGUAUAGUGGCAUACUUGUCACCACAUCACCAGUCUUUUGAGCUGAUCGCCCUGAUCAUCCGCAACGGCGGCGGCCAACUGGUCACGUCCCACAAGAUGGCCAGCAUUAACGUAUUCCUGCUGGACUACCCGUCCAUGGCAAUGCGGGCGGGACCGCUUCGGACAACACUGGAGGUGGAAUUCUUCAAGUUAGUGGAACGCUAUGGCGACUCGAAGCGGACAGACGUGGCCUGUGUCAACACGGCCUGGGUACACGAGGUCGCUGCCAAGGGCUUCUACGACCCAGACCACCACGUCCGCUUUGAACCCUACAGGCUGUACGCGGAGGACCUUCCCCGGUCGUCGUAUAUUUUUGGCGACACUCGCGAGGACCAGAUCAGGCGUCAAGCCGCCAUGGGACGCCAGAUCCUGCCGAUUACCCCAAUGCCGUGGACGAUCGGCGCCCGCCCCGCCGUUGACAACGAUGAGUUCGAGGAGGACGACAAUUCCCCGUCAGGCAGUGGAACCCCCACCCCGAUCCACGAGUUGCAGCUCCCAGUUACGCAGGCGACGCCGCCGCUGUGGGGCCAGUCGCUGAGUCCACGGGCGAGCCCCAGCAUCGUUCGCAGCGUCAGGGGCAGUGGCGACGGCGCCAGCGGCGGUCUCAGCAGCACCAACCACUACACGCCGUACGCUAGGCCACGUGCCGUGUCUUCGGGCCCACCAAAGGGACGAGCUCUGUUCCGUGUCAAUGGCGCGCGCCCGACCCCUCAAGGUGAAAGUCCUACACAAUUGAACACCCCUGCGCUGGGGUUGGACCCCGGCGACACCGACACCGACAGCGAACCCUCGGCUGGCCUCCCCCUCCCCGCGCUGUCCCAAAGGAGGAGGCGCCCGCCCCUCCAGCGUGAGGUUACAAGGGGCAAUGGCCGCGGGCGCCACUGGAACGCGUCCCCCGAGGCCCACGAAACCACCGCUGGUGCUGUUCCGCGACCCGCCCCGCCCCGAUUCUUUGGCCCUUGUGGCACCCUCCUCAAUGUUGCCGACGCCACCGCUUACCCCACCACCAGCGCCGAUUCCGCUCUUGACGUGGCUCCGCACGUCGCCCUCGGACCCUACGGAACCAUACUGGACAUUCCCCCACAGGCGCCCGAGGCGUCGUCGUUGUCGCAGUGGCUCGCGCGGCCGUGGCUCGACCGGGGCUAUACAGCCCACCUUUACCGCCUCGGCAGCUCCUCGAUCCGGUCCAUGCGGGAAUUCCACAAUGACCUCGACCUGCUUGCCCCACGUCUGGACCGCGCCGUGGCGACGACCGCCUCUGCUCCGGAGCUUACCCUCCCCCGUCCGUCGCGAUGGCCCACAUCCAGCACCCCGCAGACUGCAAGGCCGCCCUCGGCAAUCUACGAUGACUCCCAGGCAGGCAGCCCCCCAGCCUCUCCGCAGAUGGAUGCCGGCUCUCCAGGUUUGGUGUUGGUUCCAGAGUCACCGCCCACCACUCCCUACCGCAACGCUCCGUCUCGCAGCACUUCACCCGCCUGGAGCGCAAUUCCCGACUCGCAACCUGAUUGCUAA